AGAGCAGGUCUGGCUGGGAAACAAGUCUUUUUCUGGCGUCUAUGUCCCAUGAGACCUUAACUUCUCUGAUUGGGCAGAGAGAGCAAGGCUUCCAUGGAGCAAGGCUUCUGUGGAGAACACUGGAGGACAAGAGGGGAAAGGAGAGCAUUGAGCUCAGCCUGCUGCAAAAGGCAAAGACGGGAGGAGGGAGCCCACCCUUCUUGAACUUGUCUUCUCUAUAAGGCAUUGCCUGUUUUAGCAUCUCCUGGCCUCCUGACACUCUGCUUCGUGUGAGAGGCAACAGUGUCAGGGAUGUAAAGUCACACAGCAUGAAAGAUGGAGCCUGGCUUGGAGCUCAGGUCAGAUGAUCACUAAGUAACUCUUGUUUCUACUGCAUUUUUCAGUGAUACAUGGUCAAGGUCAGUCCCUAGACACUUGGCUUACGGUCUGCUAUCUAGAAAGUCCAUAGGAGGUCACUUAUCUUUCCUGGGCUCAAAGCAGAGGCAUUUAAAUGUCUAACUUUGGGUCAUUUGGGAAGGGGUUCAUCCUCAGGUAUCCUCUGGCUCCACAAGGAGUGUGAGCUGUUCUCAAAAGUGAAGGUUGAUCUUGUAGGAUGAGAGGAGCUGGUUCUGCCGCAUGACUGUCCUAAGCAGUGGCACCCUCCCUUUCAAGGUACACAAGGAAGUUUUUUCUCUCCAUCUGCAGGUGGAUGGUAUCCUGUGCUUGGCCGACAUCUUGACUGAUGACAGCCACUCAGAGGCCACUCGAGCUGAGGCUGCAGCUGUGGUGGCCCAAGUUACCUCCCCACAUCUAUCCUUCACCCAGCACCUCACUAGCUUCCUGGAAAACAUGGAGGAGAUUGUGACGGCCCUCAUCAAACUGUGCCAAGAGGCCUCAUCGGGGGAAGUCUUCUUGUUGGCCUCUGCGGCCCUUGCCAACAUCACCUUCUUUGACAAAAUGGCCUGUGAGAUGCUUCUACAGUUGAAUGCCAUCCGUGUCCUCCUGGAAGCCUGCAGUGAUAAACAGAGAGUGGACACACCUUAUACUCGGGACCAGAUUGUGACCAUCUUGGCAAACAUGUCUGUGCUGGAGCAGUGUGCCUCCGACAUCAUUCAGGAGAAUGGUGUCCAGCUCAUCAUGGGCAUGCUGUCUGAGAAGCCAAGGUCUGGGACUGCUGCUGAAGUGGCAGCCUGUGAAAGGGUACAGCAGAAGGCUGCAGUGACGCUGGCCCGCCUCUGCCGAGACCCGGAUGUAGCCCAGGAGGCCGUGCGGCUCAGCUGUAUGUCUCGCCUCAUUGAGCUCUGCAGAUCCCCAUCUGAGAGGAACAGCAGUGAUGCUGUACUCGUGGCGUGCCUGGCUGCCCUGCGUCGGUUGGCCGGGGUCUGCCCAGAAGGCCUCCAGGACUCUGACUUCCAGCAGCUGGUCCAGCCUCGGCUUGUGGAUUCCUUCUUGCUGUGUAGCAACAUGGAAGAGAGUUUUGUGUAGUGAGGGUGGGAAAGGAGGCACACUAUGCACACUUCUCAGAACACACCAGCUGUCCCCACCUCCUUAUUUAUAUGUAAUUUAUUUUUUUACAUGAAAUAGAAAGGGAAAAUGGAUGGUUCUCAGGAAUCGUUUUGCUUUUUUUUUCCUUUUGGCUUCUGUGGCUGUGCAGAUGUUAACGCUAACAUAACAGGAUGUCACAGGUGAUUUCCCACCAUAAUGCUUUUCCUCUUUUCAGCAUAUACUCUUGCCUAUUUAAAAAGGAAAAAAAAAUAACUUUGAACCAGGGUAUUUUAACUGCCCAGCAUUUUUUAAAAAUUAGUUUUACUCUUUUCAGAAUUUCACAGUUGGACAGAUGUACUGUAAGGAAAUGU
This is a messenger RNA of Peromyscus leucopus (white-footed mouse), 1835 nucleotides long. RefSeq names its product protein inscuteable homolog. Gene Ontology annotation, molecular function: protein binding; cytoskeletal adaptor activity. The transcript has 6 exons. The record is from RefSeq and is a predicted model, not a curated record. Bases 616 to 1464 code for a protein of 282 amino acids. Gene Ontology annotation, cellular component: apical cortex. NCBI's taxonomy places the organism in Eukaryota, Metazoa, Chordata, Mammalia, Rodentia, Cricetidae. Gene Ontology annotation, biological process: apical protein localization; establishment of mitotic spindle orientation; regulation of asymmetric cell division.